Messenger RNA from Dendrobium catenatum, 973 nucleotides. RefSeq names its product putative 4-hydroxy-4-methyl-2-oxoglutarate aldolase 3. Gene Ontology annotation, biological process: regulation of RNA metabolic process. Gene Ontology annotation, molecular function: ribonuclease inhibitor activity. The transcript is spliced from 2 exons. The coding region runs from base 239 to 739 and encodes 166 amino acids. Lineage: Eukaryota; Viridiplantae; Streptophyta; Magnoliopsida; Asparagales; Orchidaceae. The record is from RefSeq and is a predicted model, not a curated record.
UCUCACCCUCAAAGCAAUAUAUUAUAGAUUUGUAGCGCUCCAAUUUGUCGCUGGCUUUAUCUGUCCCAUAAUCCCAUCCCCGGUCUUGGAACCAUCGCCAUAUCCCUCCAGCCUUCAUAAAUCUAGUUGGGAUUGAUGAUUUUAAUUUUUUGUGGGUAGAAAAAGGCCGAAGCAGCCGAGAGCGCAUCUUCGUCCCCUUCUCUUCCUCCAGCGCUACUGGAUUCAUUCAUUUUACGGGAUGGCUUGCUUAGCAACCUCUGAAAUAUGCGAUACGAACCAGGCCCUCGUAAUAAAAGGCGAUGUUCGAGUUCUUCAGCCAAUCUUCCAAAUUUAUGGACAAUGCAGGGCUUUCUCAGGCCCAAUUGUGACACUCAAAGUAUUUGAGGACAAUGUUUUGGUGAGAGACAUGCUUGAGAGCCCUGGUGAUGGUAGAGUUCUUGUCAUCGACGGCGGAGGGAGCACAAGAUGUGCCUUAGUUGGAGGUAACCUUGGUCAGCUAGCUCAAAAUAUGGGUUGGGCUGGUAUCCUGGUCAAUGGCUGCAUAAGAGAUGUCGAUGAAAUCAAUGCCUGCGACAUCGGGGUUAGGGCUUUGGGUUCCAAUCCAUUGAAAUCAAGCAAGAAGGGCCAUGGAGACAAACAUGUCCCUGUUAAUGUUUGGGGUACAGUAAUCCAUGAUGGAGAAUGGCUUUAUGCAGAUAGUGAUGGUAUUCUAAUUUCAAAGUCAGAGUUAUCUGUUUGAUUACAGUAAUUGCAAUUUGAGUUCAUUUAGUUUAUAGCAUAGCUGGAUAAGCAGCCAGCGUCUACUUAUUUUUUUACAAAUAAUACAUCCAUUAAGGUGGAGUCAGUUCAUAAAACAUUUCUUGAUUUUUUUGGUCCUUUGUGUUGAUUAUAAACAGUAAGGUUUCUUUUAUGGAUUCAUAGACUCCCAACCUAUUCAUUUCUUAAGUUUAACAAGCAAAGUGAGAUUCAUUCU